AAGUUCACUAGUUUUUUUCCAAUAUAUAACUUACCUAAAUGUGUGCUUUUUUCAAGAGACACAUUGAGGGAAACUUAACUUAACUUGCCUUUCAUUUCCAAUAUCUCAAAAAAGAUUCAAAGUAUUGAAUUUUAGGUUGUUUGAAGACUACAUCCCUUCAAUGAUACUAAGGUGUAUUUGCUUCCAAUUGUUGAAACAAUGGGAGAUUGCUGCAUCACAGACGUAGAUCAAGUUGUAGGUUCUGAAGAUUAAGUCUUUAAAGUAAAACAAUCAGGUAAAUCCAUGUGAAUUUAGAUUUGAGGUCUUAGACCUAUGGUUUUUUAUUAUUUUGAUUAUAGUGAUUAAUCAUUGAUAUCUCUCGUAAGUUAAAAUUGGGUUAAAAAUUCAACUCCCUAUUUAAUAAUUUUUUAAAUUCACCUGUUCACCCUUUCUAGGGAUUAGCUACUCAACAAUGGUUUUUCGAUUUUAUUUUUUGAUUUAAGUAAAAAUUUGCUUUAUAUUUAAUAAAAAUUUAAUAAUAUAAAUAUUACUCUUUAAAAAUUAUGAAAUUUAAUUUCAAUUUUAGCUUCCAACUAAAACACAAAAAGAAAAAAAGGAGUAAAAAACCAAAAAUUACCCAAUCCUAAAUAAACCUAAAGAAAAUUACCCCAUUGACUAAUAAACCUCGGAAGAGCAAGUAAAGAAAAUAUUACUAGCACCUCUCAUACUUAAAUGAAACACUCUUUUUGAGAGGUUUGGCUUUAGUAAAAAAAUAUGCUUUCCAUUUUUUCACAAACUUAUUUCUAAUUGGUUCGGAUUUUUAUUAAUUUGGUUCAAGAUAAGACUCUAUUUUAUAGAAAUCUAUUUACAACAUACUAUCAUUUAUUUAAAUGUCUAUUAAAAAUAAUGUUUUAUAAGGGAAAUUCUAUUUAAGAGAAAAUGAAAAAAAAAUUCCUUAAAAAAUCCAAAAUAUGGAGUUUCAUAAAAUGCAAUAUGUUUUUUAACCUAAAAUUUUCAUUGAAGUGAAUUUUAAAAAAGAUAGAAUUUCAAAAUAUAAUUUUUUAUUCUCGAAUUUACAUAUAAGCUUUAAAAGAAAUGAUUAUAUUUACCAUAAAAGAAUGAGAGUAUUUUUGUUAAAAUAUGACGAAAAAAAAAAAAAAGUCAUAUUUUUAAAAUUGGGUUUUCAACUGCCUUUUUAAUCAAAUAACCUAAUGAUUUAUAUUACCGUAUAUGCCCUUUUUUUAAUACCAUUAUGAGCUCUUAAUCUGUUAAUUUAUUAAAUUUACAAUUAAUUUUUUAAUCCUUUUUUCAUAAAUUUAAAUUAUGUCCGGAAUGAGUUAUGUUUUUGGAUAAGUAAAAUUUUUUACCAUAACGGUCCUAAUCUUUUUUAAGUAAUUUACUAAUCUCUCAUAAAUUUAAAAAUGGAAAAAGGAGAAAAACAUCCUCCAAUAAUGUUGGGUCUAAAAUUUGUUCACUGACUACAUUUCACCUCUCAAAGAAAUAAGUACACAUCUACUGUAUUUGGAAAUCCUGGAACCUACUUUUAAGAGCUUAGAAGCCUUGUACGCAGCUCACAUUGACAGCAAACUUAAAACAGAGAAACAGAGAAACAGAGAAGAUGACGACAAUGACCAUGAAGGUGGCUAGAGAAGAGCCGGCGGUGUCUCACACUAGCAGAUAUGCAUUGCCAACUGAGCCUAAAGACAAUGGCACAAGGUCCAAUCUCUGCUCCGGUCCUCUUAUCCUUCUCUCACAUGGGGAUCCAACGGGGUUCAAGCCUUUCUGGCGAAGCGUGGGUGACAAAUGUAAGGUGACGAUCGACAGCUGCGAUUUUAUGAGUUACCUGACUGAUGUUGGAAAAGUGUGCUGGUUUCUAGAGAAAGAACUGGAGGAGGCAAUUAGACAAUUACAUCGUACGGUUGGGAAUGCAGCAACGGACGAUCGGUAUAUCGUGGUGGGGACAGGUUCGACUCAGCUCUUUCAGGCCACGCUCUACGCUCUUACCUCUCCCGGGGGGCCUGAGUCCGUGAAUGUUGUUUCUGCAGUUCCAUACUAUUCGUCAUACCCAGAAGAGACUAACUUCUUGCGCUCAGCUCUGUACAAAUGGGCUGGUGAUGCAUACACAUUUGAUAAGGAAGGACCUUACCUAGAGCUGGUCACCAUGCCCAACAAUCCAGAUGGUCAAGUUCGAGGCCCCGUGGUGAACCGAAAUGACGGCAAGCUCAUUCAUGAUCUUGCCUAUUAUUGGCCACAAUAUACACCUAUUACUGCUCAGGCCGACUAUGAUAUUAUGCUGUUUACAUUUUCCAAAAGUACGGGACAUGGAGGGUCUCGAAUUGGGUGGGCUGUGGUGAAGGAUGAGGACGUGGCUAUAAAGAUGACUAAAUACAUUGAGCUUAACUCAAUUGGUGUAUCAAGAGAAUCUCAGCAUCGUGCUGCUAAAAUACUCGGCGCGGUAUCUGAUAGCAGCCAAUGCAUUGGGGCCAACUUCUUCCAAUAUGGCAAAAGCCUCAUGGCUGAAAGAUGGACAAAGUUCAGAGAGGUUAUCAGUCGUAGCAGACUCUUCAGUCUGCCAAAGUAUAUGGAAGAGUAUUGCCAAUUCAGCGGUGAAGACACUGAACCACAUCCUGCCUUUGCAUGGUUGAAGUGCAACAAUGACAUUGAGGACUUGGAGAUUUUUCUCAGACGAUAUAAGAUUAUGGGGAGAGGUGGGAGACUAUUUGGUUCUGAUCCAAAGCUUGUUAGAGUCAGUAUGUUGGGCGAUGAAGAGACGUUCAACCUCUUCUUGGAGAGGUUAUCAUCUAUUCAAGAUACUAUUGGUAAUGGUAAUGGAAAUGGAAAUUACAUCUGAUGAAUCGGAGAGGAAGCAAAUAAGAUGAAUGUACUAGUUUAUUUUGAAAGCUUUUUGAAGCCAGCUGUUAAAGAAAAUUGAGAGUAGCUGCAAUAUAUUAUCUAGAUCCAUCUAAUGGGGUUCGAUGAACAGUUCUGUUUCCCUGAUGUAAACCCAUUUGGAUCGGACAUUACAUCAUAAUAAGACUUCUUUUCCUUCUCCUUA
This is a messenger RNA of Vitis vinifera (wine grape), 3034 nucleotides long. RefSeq names its product L-tryptophan--pyruvate aminotransferase 1. The transcript is spliced from 5 exons. Gene Ontology annotation, molecular function: transaminase activity; carbon-sulfur lyase activity. The record is from RefSeq and is a predicted model, not a curated record. NCBI's taxonomy places the organism in Eukaryota, Viridiplantae, Streptophyta, Magnoliopsida, Vitales, Vitaceae. Bases 1598 to 2830 code for a protein of 410 amino acids. Gene Ontology annotation, biological process: amino acid metabolic process.